AAAUAUAAUAUUAAUUUAAGUUGUGGGAUUUCAUCUUUUUUUCAAAGUCAUGUCGCUCAGUUAGAAAACUGAACGCUUUUCAUCUGUGGCAGUGCUGCCACCUGCUGACUCAUGCUUUCAAUAGAUGUUUUUUUUAAAGAAACCCCAACACUGUACACCACAUUGAUGUCAUAUUUAAUCAUCUCUUCGUUAAACUGCAAGUUUGUCAUCGACGAUGCUCAAAGGGGUGAGAGGGCUAGCUCCGCCCACCGUAGUGACCGUCAACACACAUCGAAGCGUGUCGGGAGUUAAAGGGAAUGUGACGACUGCAAGGGGGAAGUUUGAGUAUCCCGUUUGAGCUGUGGUUAUUGUCACAUAGGUGCGUUUGUUUUAUGGGACCCUGACCAAAGGCAGACGGGUGGGGAUUGUCUGGAUCAUGUUGGAGCUUCACUUGUUGGCCACGCCUCCGCAUGAGUUUGAGGAGUGACUGGACUGUCUCAUGAAGACUGCCGAGUCCUGAGUCAUUGUUCAACAUCAUCAUCAUCAUCAUCAUUGUCUCAGCAUGUCCCAAACCAGCUCGCCUCCUGGAGCGACGCACGUCUCCACAGAACUUCCUGUAACGGCGGCCACAGAAGGGUCAGAGGCCCAUCUCACGGGUAGCGACAACACCCCCAUCAGCAUUCUGAAGGAGGCAGAUCCAACAGAGUCAUCACAAAAUGGACCUAUAGACGCUAACAAGAUGGAAGAAGAGCUAAGAGGUGGUGUGGCCACAGCGGGAGAGCCAGGUCAGGACGCGGACAUGGUUGAGAGUUCUUCCAUGGCGACCGCCAACAGUUCAGAUGAGCCGCGGGAAUCCAGCGACUCGGCAUCGUUCUCCAUUCCCAGUCUGGAUCUGUCGGACGGGCUGGCGGCCGCAGGAAGCUCUCAAGAUGUGGACGACAUCCUGUCGUCGUCCUACUCUGCCUUGGGUGCAGAGGGUUGCUCUCCGUCCAAUGAGGUGGCCAGCCUGAAGGAGGACGAGCUCUCAGGCGGCGCCGCUCCCACAGCCGCCGUGUCCACUGAGGCAGGCCCAUCCACGCCGGCAUAUUACCUGGUGAAGUGGAUCACCUGGAAGGGGAAGAAGACGCCCAUCAUCACUCAGAGCGAGAAUGGACCCUGCCCCUUGCUGGCCAUCAUGAACAUUCUCUUCCUGCGCUGGAAGGCCAAGCUUCCUGCUCACACUGAAGUGGUCACCACUGAGGACCUGAUGGCUCACCUGGGUGAGUGUGUGCUGUCAGUUUCACCGAGAGAAAAGACACGCGGCAUGGAGCUCAAUUUCCAGCAAAACAUGAGCGACGCCAUGGCGGUCCUGCCCAAACUGUCUACCGGUCUGGACGUGAAUGUUCGCUUCACGGGUGUGACGGACUUCGAGUACACCCCCGAGUGCAUCGUGUUCGACCUUCUGGACAUCCCGCUUUACCAUGGCUGGCUGGUGGACCCCCAGAGUCCCGAGAUGGCGUCUGCUGUGGGAAAACUGAGUUACAACCAGCUGGUGGAGAAGAUCAUUGACUACAAACACUCUAGUGACAGCAGUCAAGUCAGUGAAGGACUGGCGGCUGAGCACUUCCUGGAGACGACGGCGACGCAGCUGUCCUAUCACGGCCUGUGCGAGCUCAACACCGUGGCCAAAGAAGGAGAGAUGUGCGUCUUCUUCAGGAAUAACCACUUCAGUACCAUGAUCAAACACAAGGGUCAUUUGUACCUCCUGGUGACGGAUCAGGGCUUCCUGCGGGAGGAGGUGUUGGUGUGGGAGUCUCUGCACAACGUGGAAGGAGAUGGAAACUUCUGCGACUCCAACUUCCGACUGUGUCAUCCUCCUCAGAGAGCGUCGCCCCCUGCCAGCCUCCCCCCGUGUGACCAGCAGCAGCAGAGGCAGAUUGACCAGGACUACCUGGUCGCGGUGUCCCUUCAGCAGGAGGCCGGGGCCUCGGGGCCCCUCAGUGACCUGGAGUUGGCGCGGCAGCUCCAACAGGAGGAGUACCAACAGCAGGGCCCGCAGCAGGCGACCCCUCAGGUCAGAGGUCAGGGGUCACAGCAGGGAGGGGCCAGAAGAAGAGAGAAAGACUCAGACUGUGUCGUCCUGUAAUUCUCCAUCCUCGUCAUCAUCACUCGCUCACACACACACACACCGAUGCCAAACCUCAGUGCUUUGUCACAUUUCAUAACGACUACAUUAACGAGAUGUUCCUGCUCACGUCAUUAGCAUCAUUGUCAUCGUGUGUUGAAGAAGAUUACAAAUGUCAUUGUUAUGGUUUCAAGGUGGCCAAUAAAAGCGUUGAAAUAAA
Messenger RNA from Doryrhamphus excisus (bluestripe pipefish), 2303 nucleotides. RefSeq names its product MINDY lysine 48 deubiquitinase 1 (gene mindy1). Gene Ontology annotation, biological process: protein K48-linked deubiquitination. Gene Ontology annotation, molecular function: cysteine-type deubiquitinase activity; K48-linked deubiquitinase activity; cysteine-type carboxypeptidase activity. Gene Ontology annotation, cellular component: cell periphery; cytosol. The record is from RefSeq and is a predicted model, not a curated record. Lineage: Eukaryota; Metazoa; Chordata; Actinopteri; Syngnathiformes; Syngnathidae.